This is a messenger RNA of Exophiala bonariae, 567 nucleotides long. RefSeq lists its product as uncharacterized. Lineage: Eukaryota; Fungi; Ascomycota; Eurotiomycetes; Chaetothyriales; Herpotrichiellaceae. The coding region runs from base 1 to 567 and encodes 188 amino acids. The record is from RefSeq and is a predicted model, not a curated record. The transcript has a single exon.
AUGGCAUUUAACGCCAAAAAUCUACAGUACAACAAACAAGAGCCGGCAUUUCUCCGGCGCCUAAAGGGCGACUAUGUCGGCCAAGACGGGCGGCAAACAUACCAGGCGCCUCGGCCGAAGAGGGACAGACUGAAGGCUGGAGAUGACGAUGACGAUCCAGUGAUUGUCGACGAGCAAGGUGAGACCGUCGCCAAAGAGGAAUUCGAAAGGAGAGUCAACGGGGACAAGCCGGGAGAAGCCUUAGCGACGACUGUUCUGGCUGAGGACGACACUCAAGGGGAGCUUGAGCACGGCAAAAAUGGAACAGAGAAUCUAGAGGCAAAGAAUCACGAGAGGCAGAAAGUCUCUGAAGUUGGCGGGUCGGCUGCCUCCAAGAAGAGGAAAGUGGGAAAAGUCGUGGGUGGCGACGAGGACUUGCAAGAGAGUGUUACUGAGGUUUCGAAAAAUGCGAGCAAAUUGUCAAGGCCAGGUGAUGAAGCAGUGGUGUCAAAGAACAAAGACAUGAAUGCUGCAAAGAAAAAGAAAGGCAAGAAGAUCAAGCUUUCAUUUGACGAACCGGAUGGUUGA